AUGACGACCGACCUUCGAGUUCGGUCAAAAUCGUUUUCGAAUAUAUUCGCAUCGAAGGGAUCUGAUGAUGAUGAAGAGGAUUUGAUUCCAAGAGAGAAAGAUGAUGACACCAAGACAAGUAGAUUUGAAAAAUGGAAGAGCUCUCUAAACUUGAACUUCCGUACUAGCGAACCACAACAAGCCGAUAGACGCACUAGCCGAGGAAACUCCAUCUUUGGUCGACCACCAAAGUUGUGGGAUAAUCGACGUGCAUCGUUGACCAAUCUCAAAACACAAAUCAAAGAGAAGAUAACAGGAAGGUCGAACGAGAAUUUGGCAACAACUCGGGAUAGCCGUACAAGAAUGUCAAAACUGACGAAUGAUGAGCCGCUGUAUGAUGACAGAAUGCCACCACCAUUCUACAUCGUCGACCGUGGCGCCUGGACCUUCCCUUACCAAUGA
Messenger RNA from Caenorhabditis remanei, 441 nucleotides. RefSeq lists its product as uncharacterized. NCBI's taxonomy places the organism in Eukaryota, Metazoa, Nematoda, Chromadorea, Rhabditida, Rhabditidae. The record is from RefSeq and is a predicted model, not a curated record. The transcript has 4 exons. Bases 1 to 441 code for a protein of 146 amino acids.